UUUAUUUUUUUUUAAUUCUUUUGACCAGAGGGCGCAAUUAUUUCGAUCUGCUGCUCUCAUUUCAUCGACGCCGCUUCUCCGCCAUCGACACUGCUAUCCUUCUUUCGUAUAUAAAGAUCUUUGUCGGUGGAUGGUCUUAAUGGAGAAGCCGGCGGAUGAAAAUUCGCAGCACUUAACAACCCCUUCCAAUGAUGCUGUUCAUGACCAGGAUAGCAUGGCCCCUGCUUCUAUAAAUCACGGAGGCACGAAAUUGGAGUGUGAGGUUGCUGAAGAAGAAGUGAAAGGCAUACUUGAAGUUAUUGCAUCCACUGGGAAAUUCUGGCAUGAUUGGUACAAAUUGAAGAGCGUGCUAUCCUUUCAGCUGAAGCAGGUCUUGUCGGAGUAUCCUGAGUCAAAAAUGACUAGUGAGCAGCAAAAUGCGUCUUUAGGAGAAACCUACCCUGAGCUUGCAAAAAGGUUGGAUGAAGCUCUUCUUAGCUUUGUUGAAGGUCCGCCAUUUACCCUGCAGAGGCUCUGUGAGAUUCUAUUGGAAGGGAGGAGUAUUUAUCCAAGUCUCUCAAAGCUUGCUUUAGCACUAGAGAAGAACUUGUUGGUGACAUCUAUGAUGACCAUCUCUACUGAUCGGUAUCCACAAUCAACAAUGCAAAAGCCAGAUGAGCCAGAGAAAGCAAGCGAGGCAUCCGAGGGUCAUACCGAUUCAGUGCAAAAUGGGGCUGAACCUGUGGGAGGAGACAAGGAUGAAGUAAUGACAGAUGUAGAAGAGGCUGAUAUAGAUGAUGAAAUGACCAUUGACAUGGUAGCCUUUGAAGAAAUAGUUGGAGAGGCAGAAGCAAAACCCGAAGUAACUGCAUCCGAAGCAACUGCUAAUUCUUAGCCUACGAAGG
Messenger RNA from Juglans microcarpa x Juglans regia, 884 nucleotides. RefSeq names its product serine/threonine-protein phosphatase 4 regulatory subunit 2-like. Gene Ontology annotation, molecular function: protein phosphatase regulator activity. Gene Ontology annotation, cellular component: protein phosphatase 4 complex; nucleus; cytoplasm. Gene Ontology annotation, biological process: protein dephosphorylation. The transcript has 8 exons. The record is from RefSeq and is a predicted model, not a curated record. NCBI's taxonomy places the organism in Eukaryota, Viridiplantae, Streptophyta, Magnoliopsida, Fagales, Juglandaceae. Bases 131 to 874 code for a protein of 247 amino acids.